Molecule: messenger RNA, 1857 nt
Organism: Mycena indigotica
Lineage: Eukaryota; Fungi; Basidiomycota; Agaricomycetes; Agaricales; Mycenaceae
Exons: 7
Coding region: 1-1857 (618 amino acids)
Source: RefSeq, a predicted model, not a curated record
AUGGAAUUUGCGCUGUCAACGGCCCCUUGGAUAGGAACAAGAUUACACGCUCACGCGUCUUCAUUUCCCUUUGUCCUGCUCAAGAAGUACCGUGCAAUGAGGCCAAAGUAUGAUGUGAAUUCGAUUUGGGGGGUCAAAGUCCAUGUCUUCAGGCAGCUUCAACCGCCAUCUGCCAGCAGUCCAACUAACGCUCGUGCUGCAAAGGGAGAGAGAGCUCCUCGACCACCCCCAACCGAUCCCUUCCAAGCCAACGACUCUGCUGAGGUAUCAAGCAGUCCAGGAGGGAAAAAGAGGAAGAAGAAAAAGAAGAAACAACCUAUUGUAGAUUCUGGUUUCUCCCUGCCGACACCGACAAACACUCAAGCCGGUCCGUCGAGUACUGCAGUGCCGACAGAUUCGGAGAACUCAGGGUCUCAUUCUCCUACUCCCAUCGAACAAAGUCCAAGACUGCCAACAUCUUUUCCUCCGCCAUUUCCUCCCUUCCCUCCCUCUACCACUCCCGGGCCGACUCCUUAUAAUAUUCCUAUUCCAGCAUCGAAUCCUUCCACCCCUUCGCCACUGCCUCGUAAAUUCCCCAGCUCAGGGCAGCGACAUUCACCUACUCCUGCCUCUCCACAUGUGUCACCGCCUCGGGGUGAUCCCCAGCCCCAACCGCCAACACCUCCUCGACGUCGACGUUCACCCCCACGUCGAUAUUCGCCGACUCCAACUCCUCCCCCUUCCCCUCAAGAUGAUACUCGCAUGCGCUCUCCAUCACCUCCAUUAGCACCGCCUCCUCGUUCUGCUGGCACAGGAAACUCAAGUAAUAUGAGGCCAUCUCCCCGUCACUCUCCAACUCCGGGACCUUCACGACAUCACUCUCCCCCUCGAGCUCGCUAUUCUCCACGUCCAGGCCGUCGCUCACCACCUCGUUCGCCACCUCAACGUCCGCCUCCUCGGCGAUCGCAGCCAAACACAUCAAAGUCAUCUUCGUGGGAUCGCCGUGAUGCAGAGAGAGAGGAGAGGAAGAAGAAACGGAAAGCCCGGGCAACAAGUCGGGAACCUGUUACGAAACGUUCGCAUUCACGCAAGAACAAGUAUCAAAUCCCAACAAAAGGUUCGGGUGCCCUGUCGGAGAAGAAUGUGAGCCUUCAGAAGGGCGCCACACUUCAUUUCCAAAUCCUCACAGGCAUCCGAGGCCUCGUGGAUGAUAUUUCUCCCCAGCCCACCCCCGCCGAUCGCACCGCUUUUGCAUCUCGCUUCACUGACAGCGAAGCCUGGCGAGCAAAACUGGCAUCCUUGACUUACUCAGAUGAGUGGGGUUUCGCUGCAGUUCAACAGAUGCGGCAUGAUGAUUUUGUGGCCAAGAGACGGGGUCAAAUUGCAUCUGCGAUUGGCGCGAUGGAGGAUCCUCACCUGCAUGUGAUUUUUGGUGCGGUGGCAGAGGCGGGGCUAUCACGUUUUGCUCCAGAUCUGAAGGGCUCUCCUGAGAGUCUCUACAAUCUGGUACACGAAGACUUGGCUAUUGCAACAUUCCAACGGGUUGCUGCGCAUCAUGCGUAUGAUGUCGACAUUACUCAUGUGCGGGACCGAAGCCUUAUCCGCCGUCUCUAUCGACACUUUUUCUAUUAUUCAAUGCUCGACAAACUUGAUACUGAAGAGCGGAAGCCGGGAGGGGUGGCGGAACGGAACGAGAAAACAAAUAUGUACAAGCGUCGUCGAGAGGAUUCUGCACGUUGCCAGCAAUUCCUCCAAGACGAUGCGUGGCCAGGAGACACACAAGCUAUGUUCUCCUCGCCCGAGUGCGCGAACGGCGAGUCAUCGCCCACGCGAUUAUGUCAGCGCGGAUCAGCGCCAUCACCGACGUACAGCGUAUGA